Messenger RNA from Artibeus jamaicensis (Jamaican fruit-eating bat), 3879 nucleotides. It is a transcript of the gene SH2D3A, whose product is annotated as SH2 domain containing 3A. NCBI's taxonomy places the organism in Eukaryota, Metazoa, Chordata, Mammalia, Chiroptera, Phyllostomidae. Gene Ontology annotation, molecular function: guanyl-nucleotide exchange factor activity. Gene Ontology annotation, biological process: positive regulation of peptidyl-serine phosphorylation; small GTPase-mediated signal transduction. The record is from RefSeq and is a predicted model, not a curated record.
UCCGCCCCAGCCUCCUCGGAGCUCCGCGGGUCCCGGCCCAGAGUUUCAGUGAUCCACCUCGGUGCCUACUAAAGAGACAUGAGACGGAAGAAGCUGGAGUUGGGGAACUCUUAAGACAAGGCUGGGCCCGGCCCAGAGGACAAACAGGAUGUGCACAGGCAUCCAGGAGACACGCCUGGGGCUCAGGUAUGCAUCACCUGGGGCCAGCUCCAGGCCCAGCUCCCCGCCCCGUAAAGUCACCUAGGGCUGGUCUGGGAACUUCCUGUGCCUUUCAGGCCCUCAGCCAGGCUGACUCAGGAUGUAAGAAUCCUGGUGCUCUUUUCCCACAGACCCUGGCCAGGCCCCAGAGACCUUGUAGGGUAGGGAGUGAGAAGUGGACCCCUUACAUUCUUUCUAUCCAGGGCGGAUUUUCUCCACCAGAUGGAUACUGAGACAGACCUACAUGAUUUGAUGAGUGCCAAAGUGUCUGAGACCUAAAUUUGACCAUAAUAAUGAGGGAAUAUAUUGGGUCCAAAAUUGCAUUUGCUGACAUUUCUAUAAAAAUGUGGGCUUUCAACAUCCUUAAACGUAGUGUUACAUUGGAAGGCCAUGUAUAGGUUAGAUUUGCUUACAUCCUAAGAAUCCUUGUGUGCACAUAGGUUGCUUAGAAGCUAUAGACAUUAGUAAAUUAAAUUACUUCCCUACUGGAACGUUCUUACACCCUGAGAACCACCGGGUUCCCUCCCUCAAAAUCUUUCCAGUCCUACUGACGGACGGAGUCCUUCCUAGGCCUUCCGAUGGAAAGCCUGCAUCCACCACUCAGAGCUUCACAUCCCAUCCCUGGUUACAUCUUUCUGCUUGGCUCUCUCUGAACUAUCUACACACUCAUCUACUUGUUUUUCUUAAUCACCACCUCCCCCACUAGAACGGCAGUGGUCUGUAGUCUGUUUUAUUUACCGCUGGGUCUCUAGCACCUAGAACAGUGCCUGGCAUGCCGUGGGGGCCACAUAAAUAUUGGUUUGAGUGAAUUAGUUAAUUGAAUUUCUACAACGGAGCAUUAUGUCAUCUGCAUAAAAUACCAUUGCAUUCGAAAGCGGUGCCUGGGCCUUCUCCCUUUGCAAGAAUCCCAGUGAGUGUCUGGCCGUUUCCAUGAAAUCACAGCCGACUCUAAGGUAAAGUUACUCACAGCCUGAGCACAGGCAUACACAGUAGACCCUUGAGCUACAUGGGUCCACUCAUAUGUGGGUCUUUUUAAAAAUAAAUACUGGAAAUGCAUUUUCCUUAUGAUUUUCUUAACAACAUUUUUCUUUUCUCUAACUUACUUUGUUAUAAGAAUACAGUAUCUAAUACAAAUAACAUACCAAACGCGUGUUGAUCGACUAUUUAUGUUAUCGGUGAGGCUUCUGGUCAACCAUAGGAUAUUAGUAAUUAAGUUUUGGGACAGUUGAAAUUUAUGUAAAGAUAUUUGACUGUACAGGGGUCAGAGCCCCUAACCCCUGCACUGUUCAAGGGUCACCAUACAAUGACCCUUGACCCAAGGGUGUAUGUCUAGAUUUUACCUGUAUGUCUGGCACACACACACUCACACACACACACACAUUCAUUCUGACUAUGAGUAACUUGUUUAAUUAAAAUGAGUAUUUAUAUAAUAUAUACUUAUACAGAGAAAGGUGCAUUUUAAGAUUUGAUAGGAUAUGGGCUGUUGUCUCCAAAAUUAAGAGGAAUACAAAAACAAAUUCAAAAAAAAUGCUAAGAGGAGCAUAGAAGGGAAGGGCUGACCUAGCCACCCAGGAAGCAGGAAUAAUUAUUCUCAUUUUACAGACGUGGCUGGUUAAAAGUGCAGAACUCAGCCCCAGCAUUGACUGCUUCGAAAAGCUCCAUGCAGGUGCCACGGGAUGGAGAGGACUUUGCCAGCCAAACCUGGUACCACGGCCCCCUGUCCCGCCAGGGCUAGGCAGUGGAGCGACAGUUAGCCCGCAGGCCUGGAGCAUGUGGGGCAGUCAGGAGAAGGCCACUGUGGGCCAGGGGCCUCCGCUGUGCCCAUACUUGCUCUGUCUUACAUAGGUAGUGACCCUGUGUUGCUGAAGACCCUGAGUCCCCUGGGAUUCACUGCGGACAGUCUCAGGGCCUUGGAUGAGCAGCUCCUUGCCAAGCCACCAACCCAGCCCCCUCAAACACCCUCACUAGUGCGGCCUGAUGCCUCUGGACAGCUGCCAACGUACUAGGAGCUGGUGUCCCAAGUGUUCAGUGCCCAAGGAACAUCCCCAGGCCACAGCUGCCCAGAGCCAGAAGCCCCAUGGUGGGAGGCUCGGGAGCAGGAGGAGGAGAGAUGUUUUCCAAGACCACAGGCAGAGGUGGCUUUCUGCCCACCUGGCGCCCCCUUCAGCCUGCUGGGCUCCCAGAAUCAGCCCCUGGAGCCAGAAGUCCAGCGUGCUCUCCAAGGUCUAUUCCUGGAGCACCGUGCUGGGAGCACUGCCCCCCACUUACUACUGGCAGGCUGCAAACUGAGUCGCAUACAAGGGCCCUUCUUGCCAGGCAGUGGAGAGGCCCAACUGCACCUCUCACACCCCUGUACUCUGUUCACUUGUCCUCUUUGCUCCCCCCACACAAUGCCCCGCCCCCAGGCUGCUGGCCCACUGGGAGUGACCAAGGCUCAGCAGGAUGCCAUGGGGGGUGCCUCUGGCCUGGAGCUGCUCACACUUCCCCACAGCCAUCGCUUGAAGUCAGAACUGGUGGAAAGGCACGAGGAGAUGGUGCUGGCUGGUGCGCUGGCAUUGCUAAGCUGCACAGAAUCGCUGAAGCAGCUCGUAGGCGCCCUGAGGGGCCUGGUGGAGCUGGCACUGGUGUUGCGGCCAGGGGCGGCAGGGGACUUGCCUGGACUGGCUGCGGUCAUGGGCGCCCUGCUCAUGCCCCAGGUGUCCCGGCUGGAACGCACUUGGCGCCAGCCGAGAAGCCAUACCGAGGCCGUGCUGGCCUUCGAGCAGGAGCUGAAGCUGCUGAUGCGGCCGCUGAAUGAGAGCACCAGACCCUGAGACCCUGGAGAGGUGGCGCUACCUCACGUGGUACUAGUGGUGCGCCUGCUGGAGGGCAAGGAAAUCCCGAAGCUGGACAGGAGCUACAAGCAGCUGCUACGCUCUCUGCAGGGGGUGCAUCACAUGGCCCAGGACACGCCCAAAUUCCGUAAGGCUGCAGCCCAGCACCUGCAAGGAUUCCAGCCGAACCUGGAGCUGCAGGACCGCACUGACUUUGUGCGGAGGCUGCUCUUGGGGGGUGGGGGGGAGAGUACCCCGUGAGCUGGUCGUCUGGAGAAGCUUCAGCACAUCCUCAGUGCCCUGUUGCAGCACCUGGAGCCUGACUGCUGAGUGCAGAACCCCCUCUUCACACUGGGACACUCGGACUUCUGGGGACCUCAGCAGGACACCAAGGAAGUCAUCCCAGGUUGCUCACACAGCCAAACAGGGUGAGGACCCCUCCCCUGACUUGCAGAAGGGAGGGGGCCAGGUUUGCUAGACCCACCCUGCCCAGUAAAAAUAAACUGGGAUCCUGGGGUGAGGGAAAGCCUCCUACCCGGCACUAGAAGACACAGAUGUCUGGAGGCCUGGCUGCCCUCCCCCUCCCACCCCCACCCCCACACAUCCCACAAAUGGUGAACUGGUAGCUUCUAAUGAUAAGAGAACUUGCAAAGAGGCCAGAGUUCAAAUGCGUGACUUCUAGCCCUGACUGGUGUGGCUCAGUGGGUUGGGUGUUGUCCCAAAAACCAGGUCACUGGUUUGAUUGCCAGUCAGGGCACAUGCCUGGUUUGCAGGCCAGGUUCCCGGUUGGGGGCUUGUGAGAGGCAACUUAUGUUUCUCUCCUUCCCUUCCCCUCCCUCUAAAACUAAAUAAAAUUUAAAAAUAAAUA